AGCUUCUUGAUUAUGGAUAUCAAAGCUGAAAAACGAAGAGUAGAAGAAGAUUUAGAAACAAUUUCUUUAUCUGACCUACAAAUGAAGGAUGGAAACGAGAGCCCCAAAAAUUCCUCUUCUCCUCAAGAUUUUUUUGAAUUUUUCACUGAAUCUGAUUCUGAAAAUUAUACAUUUUCAGAUAUCAUUUUCUGCGGUAAAAAAAUUAGCCAUGAAAAUAAUGACAAAAGGCAAUUAGAAGAGCAAUUGAAUGAGACUUAUUUGUCUCCAUUAUUUCGUUCCAAUUCAUUUCAUCGGCCCGUUACGACGGCGAUGAACCAGAAACGGGCCAACUCGGCCCGGUUUUACAGUUCACAAAAUGUGCAGAAGGUGAAUAUUACUGCACUAACCUCCAUGUCAGAAAAAUCUCGGAGAAGAAUGUUCAUGUUCGGGCCUGUAAAGUUCAAUCCCGAAAUGGAGUUAAGUGCAAUCAAGAAAAGACAGAGCCGCCGUUGUGUUCCGCCGCCGGUGAUUCCGGCGAGUAACGGUGGAGAAACGGCGGCGUUGGUGAAGAGUAGUCAGAAGAAGAAUAAGAGUGGGCCCACCAAAAAAAUCGAGGGGUUGAGGAGUAGGCCCCACUUGGCUAACGUGUUGGCCAAGUCAUUGCGUUGUUUUUCCCUGCGAAAACAUUGCAUGGCGUUGCCUUAG
Messenger RNA from Nicotiana tabacum (common tobacco), 684 nucleotides. Lineage: Eukaryota; Viridiplantae; Streptophyta; Magnoliopsida; Solanales; Solanaceae. The record is from RefSeq and is a predicted model, not a curated record.